This is a messenger RNA of Diorhabda carinulata, 15958 nucleotides long. RefSeq names its product ichor (gene ich). Gene Ontology annotation, molecular function: RNA polymerase II transcription regulatory region sequence-specific DNA binding; DNA-binding transcription factor activity, RNA polymerase II-specific. Bases 274 to 1704 code for a protein of 476 amino acids. Gene Ontology annotation, biological process: embryonic pattern specification; embryonic hindgut morphogenesis; embryo development. The record is from RefSeq and is a predicted model, not a curated record. The transcript is spliced from 2 exons. Lineage: Eukaryota; Metazoa; Arthropoda; Insecta; Coleoptera; Chrysomelidae. Gene Ontology annotation, cellular component: nucleus.
AGUAAGUGUUGAAAGUGUCGUGAAGUAGUAUUGUGUAAAUAAUUUGACUUUAUUUGUUUAUGACUAUAAUCAAACUGUGUGUUUUGGUGAAAAAAGUUACUAGGACUUGUAAUUCAACAUUUUUAUUCAGUGCAAUUGAAAAAACUCGGUGAUUUAUUCGAAGCAACUAAUAUGAUUAACCAAAUUUUCAUUUUUAUUUGGAGAAUAAUCUAGCCCAUUUAAUCCAGAUGCAGCUACCUUAACAACAACUCACACCUCCUGAGUACUUCCUUGAUGGGAACAAUGAAAUAUCCCACUUUCUCUCAAAGUACCAGUAUGGCAGUCAAUAACGGCACGCAUGUCGACGACGUCGACCCCCUUUUCAUCUCCUCCUGUUGGGGCUCCAAUAUACAACCUGAAUUCAUAGACGCACAUAAGCUCCUCCUCGACGGUCACAUCAAUAACUUGGGUAAUGAUAAACUAUUAUUGGAUACCACCCUCGAAGAUGAUGCCGUAAUAGAAAGUAAAGAUACUAUGGAAGUGUUGGACAAUCUUAUUUUGAGCGCGCAAAAUAUAAAUACUAGUCUGGCAGAAUUGAAACCUUUACCACCUUUCACAGGUUACACAGCUAAUCUCAGUAUUAACGGUAUACCCGGUCACCAUUAUCAUACAAUAUCCCAAAGAAUUCCCGAAGGGACCAACAACAAUUACAAUAAUUUUAGUGAACAAAACAUUGUAUCUAGUUCGACGUGUAACGCAAAUGCAGACUCAGCUAGUGAACAAAGUACUAAGGCAUUUUUUUCUAGUGACAGUUAUACGGAUUGUGUAGAUCCCGAUUCAGUAUCUUCCUUAAAAUAUGAAGAUUGCAGUCAAAAUGCCGUAGAUUCUGAAACGACUGUGAAAGAAGAAGAAGAAAAUGAAGAAUAUAUGGAAGAUAUAGCGGCGAUAAUAAGUUCAGCUAUAGCUGAUACAACUACUGUUCCUAAUAAUAAUCCAGACAGCGAAGGUCCGACUUGUUCGAGAGGUAGCUGGAUGGAUUUAGACGCAUGGAUCGAUGACCAACAAAAAGGUUUAUUAAUAACGCAAGAAGGUUUAUCUGAGUUCGUUAUACCAUCGGUUCAACCAAUCAACGUUCAAGUACAACAAUCUAGUUCGACGUUACAAACUCUUCUAACCCAUGGAUAUAUGCCUUUAUUGCAAAAUAGGCUACAGAACGGUCCACCUAUUAAACAAGAAAUGCCCAGUUCUACGAAUUACGGUAACGAUAUGAUAUCAACGAGCAGUCCUCCUUCUAACGUAGUAUCUACGACGGAUAACCUCUUAGUAACUGUCAACGGAAGGUUCCUCCCACAAUACAUUCACAGUUUAAAUGACGACCACAGGAUAACAAGUCCUGAUAUGCUUCAAAACUAUCCUCAUACGACAACCACCACACCUAAUACCCCUAAAAAAUCCCGAAGUAGAGCUCAGAAGAAGCAGCAGCAACCAGCGACUUCUAGUGUUUUCCAAACAGACCAGACUUUAGGUCUUUUGGGUAAAGAAAAACCGGUACAUCGAUGCAAUAUUUGUAAUCGCGGAUUUUUAAAUAAGAGUAAUAUAAAAGUUCACGUCAGGAUCCAUACAGGGGAAAAACCUUUCCGAUGCGAUACGUGUGCGAAAGCUUUCAGACAAAAGGCGCAUCUUUUGAAACAUCAACAGAUCCAUAAAAGAAUCGGGCGAGAUUGAAGACAGACAGGUUCAGUUUGUAUGGAACAAAUAGCAGGUUAUAAAAUUCGAUUAUUUGAAUGGAACUUUACUGGUACAAAAUAAUGAAUAUAAUCCGUCCAAAUCAAAUUUGUCACUUCAAGAUCUCUUUGUUAUCAGUAGAAUUCCAUUUCAUUUAUUGAUCAAAACAUAUUGAGUAAGCUGGAUCAGACCAAAAACGAAAUUUACAAUUUUUCUGAUAAUUUUAUAACCGAUACAUUUAACUAAUUACUCAAUUACCCGGAAUAAAUCAUUUAAGACAUAGUUAUUUUAUACAAGGUGAGUCAACCUAUAAUUUGUUUCAUGCUAGAAUUACGAAUUUACUUGUAAUGUGAAAUUAAUAGUAAAAAAAUAGUUUCUUCUUAUUUGUGUUAUAUUUUUACUUGGUUUCUUCUUCUAUGAGAUGCUAAAAUCAAUUCGUGUUCCACUCAAUUUCUAUUGUUGUCGAUUGUAGGCUUAAAACAAGGUAGUUAGAGGUCAUUACAUGUUCUAAAAUCUUAAUGAUUACCAUGCAUUUAGCUGUUUUUAUUCUGAGAUCUUCAUAUUAUACUUUUUCACUGUGAUAUUGAAUGUAUGUGGUUGUUCGUUGCAUAUAAGGCUUUUUUAGGUUAAUAAAGAAACAUACUACAUAAAUAUAUUAACAACGUCUGAGCAUGACAGAUUUUUUUCGUUUUCCAGCAAUUUUCAGUUCCAAUUGAAAAAAACAAGCAAAAAUUACACCGAAACAACCGGUUAAAAUAUUUUUCUCAUAUAAGAUGUGAUGUACGAACCACAUGUAACGGAAUUUGGUGGGUAGAAAUGUUAAAAAAAACCCAAAUGUUUUGCCUUUAAUCCUAAAAAUAUAAAACUACCUUUUGUAGACAACUAAAGUAUAAUUAUUAUGGAAAAACAUAUCCAUUUUUCAAUAUUAUCUCAUAAUAUCACACCUUCACACUUUUCUCAACAAGGUUCUUGUUUUUUUUAUUAUUAAAACUGAAAAUAACCGUUAAUUGCUAACAUCAUUGUAGACCGAGUUAUUUUUGUAAGUUUGGAAACACGAAACUCUGUAUAAUUAAUUGUGGUCAUUGCAAUGAAGGACUCGUCAGGUUGUGCAAUAUCUUCUCAAUCGUUUUCAAUUGAUUUCUUUCUUUUUUAGAGCCGUUUUUUCUUAUCAGUGUAUUGUGUUGAUUGUUCUAUCAUCUCAUGAAUCAAGGUUUAUGACAAUGUACCUUUUGCUAUAAAACUUUGCUAAACACUCAAUUCAAAAAUCUUCACGCCACUGUUUUAUUCAGUGGGACAGCAAACGUGACAAUCAUCUUGCAUACAGCCAAAUUUCGAGAUAGUGUGCAACUUACUGUACGUUUUGAAGUCCAGUAUUGCCUCAUGGAAUUUCUUCACCAUUUCUAAAGUCGUCUACUAAUUGCGAUGCUUGUUUUAGCAUUCUAUAAAGGCCCGUAUAAAUCUGCUACCCAUUAUUCCAUUGUUAUAAAUGAAGGAACAUAAACUAUUAUAACAAUAUCCAAUUUUCUGAAUUAUUACAAAUUUACUUAUAUAGUUAUCAUCUUGGAUCUUUCAAAACUGAUAAAGUUAAAUUUUCUAAUACAAAUUCAGAACUAAUGGAAUCUCCCAGGUAUUCUAUUGAUUGUUAGUAAAUUAUUCUGCAAAUUUGAUUGAUGAUAACAACAAACUGUUCAUUUAUUUGAAAAUAUAUAUGUAUAGAAACUAUUUAUAAAACUGCAUUUAUAAAAUCGAACGAGUCCUGAAAGGAUAAUAAUUUGUUGAAUUUUCAAAAUAAAAUACCAACUAAAUUUUAAAUAGAAAAAAAAACUUGUAAAUGUUUUGUUUUUGGUCUAAUGUCUUCUAACGUGCUAUAAAAACAGGUACCUCAUUGAGAAUCUCAAAAAAGAAUCCCAUUUAUGGACAAUGUGCAAUUAUUAUCUCUAACAAAGGCAUGUACAUAUUUCAUAUGAACAAAUCUUUUUUGAAAAAGCAAUUGUAAUAUCUAGUCAUAACUGUGCAAGAAAAUAAACAAUGGUUUUAUCUAUGAAAACUUGAAGUUGCUCUGGUUAAUUUAAUUAAAUCAGAUAAAUGGCGAUAAAACGUACAGAAGAAAUACACAUUUUAUCACAUACUUUUUUAGGUGAUAGAAAUAUGUAUAUUUCUUUAUUUUGCAACUUUUAUCGUUUAUAUAUUCUUCGUCACUAGGAUUCAAAUACUUUAUUAUUACCGCUUAUCUUAAUAAAGUUUUUAUUUUAUUUUACUCUUAUCGAAAAUCACCUGUUUAUUACUUUUGUAAAAACUAUACUUAUUCUUCAAUAGUAACAGAUGAUUUCGAGAUAUUGUUUGUUAAUUUUAUUUAAAAAGUUUUCUGUUAAAACUAAACCUGACCGGUUCAUAGAUAAUUUUAUCUAUAUCUAUGAAUUUAUUGUCCCCAUAAGUUCAAAAUUUUAAUUCGAAAUUCCUAUAAAACAGUAUAUUUAUGAUUAAAAUAUUACAAUUGCAUCAAUUUUUUAACCCAGUCAUUUAUUAAUACAGUGCUUCAUUUCAAUAUUCGUGUACAAAUACUUUGGGAAACAAUAAAUAUACUUCAAAGCUAUUUGCAAAAGACAAAUAUCUAGCUUUUGAUCAAUAUAUUUAAUUCUUAAAGUAUUUCUUCAACUUUCCAAUUAGUAAAACUACAACACAAUACAUAUAUAGUUAAAGAUUUUAUUACAAUUUUCUUACUGUACCGAUUGAGCCCUUGUUAUCUCCUCCAUCUAUAAGGAAUAAUUAUUUACUGUUAAGAUGUUAUUAUUUUUAAUAAUGAAUUGUACGACCAGAAAAACGUAAGAAAUAGUCAUUUAAUACUUAUCGGUAUAAUAUGGUGUAGUUUAAUAAACUGAAAAUGGAGUUAAAUCAAGCACUAGUCGCUCAAGAAGAAUUUAUGAUAAUCAAAUUUGAAUUAUUGGUUGUAAUUUACUACUCCAAUUUCAGGUCGGAGUUCCAUUUUCUUCCUAAUAUUCUUUGGCUGUUUCUCGUGAUUUCCCUCUAUUUUACCAUUGAUUUUCUCCCUAUUUGUUUCCUAUGAGAAUUCUAGUAAGAUUUUAGGUCUCGUCUGUUUUGAAAUUAGCGUUUUUAAUGAAGUUAUCUUCCAAAAAUUAUUAAGAAAACUAAUUCUAAAACACAAGAGACCAAAAAUCAAGAACAUUAAGAUACAUUAAUACAUCAAAAAGUCCAAGAAAUAAGAAAUUAAAGAAAUGUAUAAAUAUUUAUAUACGUCCAAUCCUCAUACUUUGGAAACCACUUGUAUAUCGGUAUUUUUUCCUUCGAUUGCUCUGCUAAGAUAUUUUUUGAUUUCAUAAGCAAUGUCUAACAACUUUUAUCGCCAUUUUUCCAUAUUUUCUUCUUCUGCUCUGAUUAAUAUCAACAUCUAGCGAUAAUCUGGGGCUGUAGGCUUUCUAGCUGUCUUCCACGUGAUAAUAAAAGAUACUUCGAAUUUUCAUACUCACUACUAAGUCUAAUAAUCUUCGAGACUAUUUUUUUUUCUGGUCUAAACAUAUUUCAUACUGUAACUCUAUAUAUUUCGUUUUAUCUUAUAUCCUUCAUUCUCGGUUCCUUAUGAAAGUGUAUUAAACGGCCUGUUUAGAUUUAGUAUCUAUUAAAAUCUUAAGCUGUGUCCACACUAUGUCGAUCGACUGGUGUUUUUCAAUACCGAACGACACUGCUAUCUCCAAAAACCGUCAUGUCUUUUAUUUUUAUAGUUCGGAUCACUGGCGUUCCACAGGUAACUCCGAUCACGAGGUCGAAGCGACACGUUCACACCGCUGCUUUCGAUUCGACUCCCUUUGAUCAGAACCGCCCUGAUUCGGUUCGGGUUCGACUCGACACGACAUGGAUCGAAAAAGUCAGGCGACAAACUUGUUCGACAAAGUCGAGUGAUGUCGAUCGACAUAGUGUAGACACAGCUUUAUAUUUCCUGCCUAGAUUUGAUGUCAAUAUUUCAUACGAUAUCGAAUAGUUGAAAUGAAAGUACUGUAUAUUUCAAUAAAAUCUAUACCCUGCCACAAAAAAGGUGUUUCAAUAUUUUGAAUAUCAUUUACAAUAGAUAAAAUAUAAACUAAAUUAUUGUUUAUUAAAUAACAAAAUAUUGAAACAAUUAGUUUUUGCUGUAUUUCGUUUAGAUUAGCCCUAACAUAUAUUUGAAAUUCAUUACUUGUUUUUUAAAAUAUUGUCCCACUAUUCUUAUUGAUAUACGGUAUGAAUUUUCGAAUUCAAUUCCAUUUCUUUUUCCCAGUAUGUACUUUUAUUAUUUAUUAAAAUAUUUUUUGAGGUGGUAAGCAAAAUUAGUAUACCAUUUUUGGAAAAUUGAAUAUUUGGGUCUAACCUAAACAUUAAUUUAUAUAACCUCUGCUUCAACUGUCCAAAUAUAUUAUUUAUUAAACUUUUAAUCUUGAAAAAUAUGUAAAAAAGGAAUAGUGUUUAUUUUUCUCAGGUUUUGUGACACACAGUUUUGUGAUAGACAUACUUAAUAUUUAAGUAAAGUAAUUGUGCUUUCACAAAGUUCCCUAAACGUAAAAUCUUAUUGAUUAAUAUGCCGAAAUAUGUAACUAUCAAAUUAUUCUAUAAAAUAUAGUCUUAAGAUGGUAGAUUUUGGAAAUUGUGCUUUAAAAUUGAGGAAAUUUAACAACACAAAAAUGAUUAUUUUUCUACAUAUAUUAUUCUCAACGAUUUUAAAGCAAAAUACCAAAAUACCGGCUUACAAAUAAUUAUUGAUGAAGUUCAUAUUUUUAUACGUGUACAAUAUGUAAAAAAGACAAUUCAGAGAAAUCUAUAUUUUAUGUAUUCCAUAGUUUUCAUCUUUAUAACAACGAAUUUUUUGUACUUUUUGUAAAUGUUUGUAAAUUAGUGUUAGUUAUUUAUUUUGUUCUUGCGUUUUUAUAUUAACUUCUGCCUAUUUAAUUGAAAUUAUGGUGAAUAGAUCUCAAUUUAAAUACAAUAAUUGUAUCAUGUAAUUGCAACAUAUAUUAACUGAUUAGAUCAAUUUUCAACAUUCAAGAGGAAAUAAUCAAAAAUUAGAUUUUCUACUUGCACGUUUUAAAACACGUAUUCUCCACGUAUUUUUCAUCACUUUUGAUCCUGAUUCUGUACUGGCCAAUCCUUUUACCCCGCCCCUGACACACAAGAAAAAAUUGCCAAGAUUGUGACACAUUUUUUUCGGCCCAAUACGAAACGAGAAUAAUCGCUUAGCCACCGUAUUCUCUAGAUUUAGCACCCUGUGACUUUUCCUCUUUCGAAAUUGAAAAAUCUACGUCUGGAAUCGCACUAUGAUUCGACUAAAACUGUAAUAAGUAUAUUACGUAGGGUACUGAAGGUCAUUCCAACCGAAGCUCACAAAAAGUGUAUGGAAAUUAGAUUAUGAGAGAUUCAUCAACGUCUUAUAGAUUCUAAAAAAGUAUUGUACGGAAGAAAAAUUGAUGCGGAGUAAUAAACUACAAAAGGAAUUAAGCACGGAUGUAAAUUAAGCCCAUUAUCAUUAAACAUAGUUCAAGAUGAAGCAAUAAAAAUAACAAAAAGUUAAAUAAAACAGUGUAGAGGCGUAAACUGGAAAACUUUAAAAUUUCUGUACUACUAUAUGCAAAUGACAUAGUAAUAGAUGAGAAAAUUUUUAACUCAAACUUUUUUCUAUACCAUGACUGUCUACAAAUAUAGAAUAUAAAAAUGAACGAGCAAAGAUUGAGAUGAUAUUAAUGAAACUCAAAAUAACAGUAGAAGAAUCAAAAAUAGAGCAGAUCAAAAGUUGGAAGGUGGAAAACUGGAACAAGAAAUAAAUGAUAGUAUUGUAGAAUCUGGAAACAGAACUGCAACUAAUGAAUAUUUUUUUGUCAAAUUCAAUCACAAGGUAAUCUCUUUUUAGGUUAACACAGUUUCCCCAUUAAUGCUUUAAUUCUAAAGCAUUCUUCAGCCUCAGAAAAUUAGUGGUUCACUGCACAUUACUUGAAGAAAAUCGUUUACCAUCAAGCGUACCAAAGAGUUUUUACUUCGGUGAUAAUUUCCACAAGAAUUUCGUCUCAAUUUUGCUGUUAGAAAUCAGUUGAAGAAACCAACAAUGUUAAAACCACAGACGUUUUCGUUAUUAUUAUUAUACAGAGGUUGUCUCAUAAGUAGUUACUGACAACGCAUACGUUUUUAUAAUAAAUAGUGUGGAGUGCCAUAAAUAUGAAAUUCUUGAAUAGUUAAGACAUUAUUGGAAACUAAAGUUUAUAGCAGCCGUAGUAGUAAGGAAUAUAUGUAAAAUUAAAAGAGAAGACACAGUUAUCGUCCACUUACGUGGGAUAUUGUGGUUACAAGGAAAGCAGCAGAAAAUCAACCUAGUAUAAACACUCGCCGAUUAUCAGACUCCCUCAGAUCUUCUAAAGAUACCAUACAUAACCGUUUAAAAUCAGUAGGUAAGAUCUAUAUAUGUUGUCACACAAACUAACGGAGUUUCAAGCGAAUCGUCGAGUGAAGGUGUCUAAACAGCUCCUUGUCCUGCAGAAAAAUGUAUGUUUCAUCAGACGGAUUGUUACUUGUAAUGAAAAGUGGAUUUAUCUUAACAACCCGAUCAUGGAAAAUCAAUGGUUAGACAAAGGACAAAGCAGAACUCGUCAAAAAAGAGGUCGAAAAUCUUGUACGUCUGUUGGCAUUAUGUGGUCGAACUAUCAAUGCCGAGGUAUAUAGUGAACAACUGUUGUGAGAAUCUGCACCGUCAGAUUACUAUUAGAUUCAUGGUGAGAUUCUUGCAUGAGAUAUUGAAAGUGCAGUGCAACAGUAUUUUGAAUCUAAGCUCAAAGAAUAGUUUUACCAAGGUCUCAAAUACACAACAACAAACAAACAAAAGUUCUUUUCUUUUUGCUCUCAUUAUUUCAGAUGGCAUUGUCUAUAACAAUUUGGAAAAAUGAUCGUCAUCUAUUUGGUUCCAUUCGUUUUUCAGAAUAUUCCAAAAUUGUUAAGUAAAAAAAAGACACUAACUUCCCUGACCAAUUUGUCUCACAAUUUCAUCGAGUUGAGGUCGGGCGACUAUGAUGGCUAAAUCAUUGCUUUCAGUACGUUAUUCCUAUCCAAUUCUUAAAAAUACUCUUUGCAUAGCUUCGAGGAAUGCUUGGGAUCGUUGUCUGGAGGUUAAGUUUUUUUUCGAACGGCGCUGACCAGAACGUACUAUAUUUUCCUAUAUUUCUAUAUUUUUUACAGUGUUCUUUAAUCGAAAUCCCUUCAAAUUUUACCAGGUUUCCAGUUAUCCUUCCUCCAAAAUAUCCCCAAACCAUCACCUCUGUGUUGUACAUUAUUUCUUUGGUCUGCACACACUCUACUCUUACACACAAAAACUUCAAGCUUUGGCUCUUCACUCCAUAAAACUCUCACUCACUCUUCAUGCUUUUUUAUAUUAUUUAGCCAAAGAGUACCUCUUAAUUUCAUUUUGACUUCUUCACUGCCACCCAUCAAAAAAAACAAAUUUCUCUCAAUCUCCAUUUCGCUGUAGAAGUACUCAAAAACAGAUCCCUAGAUUCAUUGAUCUUAGCUGAUAUCUCUGGCCUAGUGAGUUGUCGAUCACGUUUACUGAUCAAUACAAUUCGUUUAUUCGUUUUGCGAGUCCCCUCUGAAGACCAAGACUAAACUACAAUCAUAAAUACAUUAUAUACAUAAACGCUAAACAAAUAAUUAGGAAAUGAUUAUUGAUUGAUUGGGUUAAAGCCCUAGAUUACGAUGGGCAUUCCUACAAAUUUUAAGCCUGUAUAAUUAUCUAAUAAACAAAGUAAGAAUUGGAAACUGACAUUAUCACUUGUCGAGUGUCAAGUUUCUAACCUACUUUGGUAUUAAUGCAUCAUUCAAUAUUAACAUAUCACUUCUUAUUAGGGAAAUUACCUGUUCAUCAAGUUUUUUAUUAUGUUCGUUUUGUCAAUGUCCCCAAAAUAAGUAUUUGUUCAUGAAGAGAUUCCAUCAUAGGAAUCAGACCCAUUUUCGGGUUAGUUCUUCAGGUGAAAAACAAAAAAAAUACUGGAAUUUCUAAGGAUUCUUCCUUGCAUUAUCCUGGUAUAAUACAAUGUUCAAUUACCAAAUGCGUUGGUUCAAUUGGUAUAAUAUUCUCUAUUUGAGGUCAACUACUGUUGAAUAGAUAUACAACAUGCAUCCGAAACAUAUAUCUUGGUCUUCUUUAACACAAACUCGCCUCGAGAAGCCCCCUGUUAGAUCUCUAAUAUAUUGCGGCGGAUCCACGUUUACGACGCAGAACCUCAACCAUAUUAUGCUUGAUUAAUGUCAAACAUUAAUUCAAAGUUGUUAAAUUAUUUUAUUUAAACAUGGAACUUCCAUAAUCUACAGCAUUUUUAAUCUUCGAUGGGUCAAUACCAUAUCGUGUAUUGUUUCAGGUGUUUUUGACAAAAGUGAAUAAAGCAUCUUGUUAGAUUUUUUAUGGGCAACAGUCAAAAAAUGGUGGACUUAUUGCACACGGAAUAUUCGUCCUUUGCCUUAUACAUGUGAUUGUGGUGUAGCAUUUUGCAACUAGCUAUAGUCUAUUUUGGGCUUUUAUUGGUCUUUUAUAAUCAUAAACUGUCCAGAACUAUGGAAAAAAGUUUUAACUUGUGAAAAUGAUUAAUGCUUCAUCAUUUUAUUCCUCUCUCAUUCAUAAAAAUAGACAAUAGAUGAAAUAUAAAAAAAACAAAUACUUUUCUUGAUUUAUAUUUAUCAAAUCGUCUGACUCUACCUUAAAAAACUUCACUUAGUGUUUUAUCUAAAACUCAUUUUUGUAGAAUACGUGGUGUGGUGUUUUCUAUGACUAAUCUUAAAUUCCAAAAUAUCUUUCUAAAACAACCAGUUCCUUUUAAUAUUUGAUUUGAAACUUUUAAGAAAAAAAUUCUCGCGUGUGUCAAUUUUAAUACUAUAAGAAUCUAGUUAACUAUUUAAUUUCACUAUUUGAUAAGAAAUUAUAAUCAAUUUCAUACUUUUGUUCGCCAAUGGUAGUACCACAAGGUUUUGGCUUUCAAUGUGUCGAUUCAUCACAAAAAAUAGCCACAGCUCAGCUCUUUUCGUUUAUUAUACUUCGAACAAAUUAUAUAUCAUAAGCUAAGCUUGAAAUGUAGUUUUCUGAAAAAUAAAAUCAAUUAUUUCGCUACUAAACAUCAUAUUUCCAUAUUGUCUUUGAAUACUGCAUCUUGUGGCCUCCAUUUUGAUAAACAAUACAUCGUAUUUUCAAGUCAUGUACGUACAAAUUGCGAACGGAACAAAAACGUGACGUAAUGCGACCCAAAAAUUAACAAAUUUAAUGUCAAAGGUGAUGUGAUAUUUUCUCUUCAAAUGAUUAUCUAGAUUCGCGAUUUAUAUUUCCCAAGUUCAUGAAAAUCAUUUGGUACCCAAAGCUUAAAAUUUUCCCAACUCAGAAAUUGACAAAAAAUAGAUCAAAAAGUGUUUAUAGUGAAGUCAGUAAGUUCUUCAAUUUUUCCCAAUCUACCGAGGUGAGUAAGAAAUAAGGUUAUUUCCAAAACUUCCUUCAUACUUCCUAGUGAUCUCUGUAGGACAUGAGUGCCACCAAUAAAUCUUCAGGAACUUGUUUGUACGCGUAGUUACCAACUGAACGUGCUAAGUCCAAGAAAAAAUAAAUCAACAAAUUUCUACAAAAUGCUGCUAAAAUUUUGAAAAAUUAGCUAGAAGAAUUCUGUUGAUAGAGGAUGGGCUUAAUGAUACGGUCUAGAAAUAAAUUGACAGUUUGGUCAGUGGAAGCAUGCCAGUAAAGCACAUCAAAGUUAAGACAAUGUUCACUGUUUAUUUUGAUUAUGGAUAUUUCUCGAUCUCGAAUAUAUUUAGAAUCUUCAAAUAUUUACUUAAGUAGUAAGAAGAAGCUUUGACAAAAGAUAUUUAGUUGCUUUAUCAUUCCAAUAAGCAUAUUCGUCAAAUGUACAGCUUCAACAGCCCAUGACUUCAAAAUGUUUCUCAGAUUAAACGUCGUUCAAAGGACACUGGUUUCGAUGACAAAAAGAUGCUUGAUAGUAAUGAAAUCUAGUACUGGUACAAAUAUCAUAGAUCAUAUGUCACCAACUGAAUUUUUUUUCUAUUAAUCACACCAAAAUAAUCAAUCUUUAUCUUUACAUUAUCUACUGUAACCAAUUUCAAACAUAGUUGCUGUUUUCGACUGGGAAAUCUGAGAUAAUCUACAGGCUCUCUUUUGUUACAUAUAUAGAAAACAAGUGAUAUUCUUUCUGAACACACUGUUUACACUACCACUACACCAACACUCAUAAUAACACUGUCUGACGCGCAUUUCGAUAACCAAGUUAUCAUCUUCAGAGACUAACUUGACUUACCUGUUUUAUACUAAAUUUUCCCACUAAUGAACCUUCUCCCACGAUAAUUAAUUUCAACCGGAAAAUCUCUUUGACGGGAAUCUUCAAUUUUAUUUCUUAACUAUUAAACUAUAAAGUGGGCUGUAAGGAAUAGGCUCUUUGUCCCUAUUUAAACUGUUCUUACAUUUAAUAAUAAGCUUUCAAAUCCAUCAAAAAAUUUAUUAUUGUAUACAAUUUUCCAAUAUUUCACAUUAUUUAUAUUUAUUCCGUGAUUACGGCUGUGUGAUCCGUCCAUAUGUGCUCUUUAAACUGAACAUUAACGGAUCGCUUAGUCUGCCCGACGUACAAAAAGAUUUCAAGGCAUAGAAAAAGCUUUGGCAAGAUGAUGAAGUUAUUACCAAUCGGUUCUGACUUAUUUCAUGAUGUGCCAAAGUUUUAUAGCUGCGAAAAAAUGAAGUUCUUCAUGAAUAAUUUGAAUAUCUUACAAAUAUUAUUUCAAUUUUCAAUAAUUUACCCAUGUUGACUAAAAUUUCGCUGCAAAAAAUGUCUUUGAGGUCUUUGUUUAACCAAAUUUUCAAUAAAUAUUCCUAAAUAUAGGAUAUGGUGUGAAAAAUUAUAUGGGAAAUUUGGACCAGUGUAUAUAAUUUGUUUUAGAAUCAGCUUCCAUGGAUCUAAAUCGUCAUAGAGCUUGCAUAUCGCUUUUUCUUCUUCCUUUUACAAUUACCAACGUUUUUUCCAGAUAAGUAAUUUGUGAAAGCCUUGUCUUUAACUUAGAACAUAUAUUUGUUCUGUUUAUAGUAUGGGGAUCAAUUUUAUACUGGUGCAGAAUUUUACAAAAUAUAUUUUUGAAAGUGUUAAAUGUGGUUAAAUUGAAGGCACACCAUAUUUUUGUCCAAAAAACUAUUCUAGAUGUUUUCCAUUAAUUGAUUUAACUGAAUUAGUUUGUCGAUUGUGAUAAUCAUGUAUAGAAAUGAUAUAAAUUAUGCAAUAUUGUAAAAAAGAUACGUUCUAGAUUUUUUUUCACACAAAUGUACAGGGUGUAUUCGAUGCACUAAUAAAAAAUAUGUGUAACCUUUUUUAAAAACUGAAUCAUUUCCAGAACUGAUAAAAAGUCUAUUUAACCAAACCAUUUGGAAUUGUUUCAUAAAAAAUGUUGCAAAAUGGGAGCUAAUUAAAUACAUUUUAUUGUUAUAUACAGGAUGUUUCUAAAUUCAUUCGACAAAACUCAAGAGUAUUAAAUUAAAAUAUAGAAAUAUAGCGGUGGUCUAUACGGCAGUUUGCGAUACGUUUAAAGAAUUCAUGGUGGUUUAUGGAGUCAAAUGCCUUUUCAUAGUCGAAGAAUACUAAUACUAUGGGCUUGUUGCUCUCCACAUUUUUUUCUAUUAAUUAUUAUAUAACCUGGAAGUAACCAUUUGUUCCAUAUUCGGUUAGGAAGCCUGCUUUUGUUCUCUAUUUUGACAUAAAACCAGUUUGUUUGUCUGUAGAUCUGGGAUGCUGCCUUUCGUGUACAUAACAGUGGCAUUGUUCCAUAAUUGUUGUUGUUUCUUUAAUUAAUGCUUGGAGGAAGAAACUACCCAACGAUAUAAAGGGUGUGUGAAUAUUUUUCAUAUCUCUAUCGGUUGAAACAUUAAUGGGGGUGUUAUUAUCGUGAAAAUUGCAAUACAAGGAGGAAGCUCAGCUUAGAUUCUUUCAGAAACACUAUUUAACAUAAUGUCCAUCUCAUUUACAAAAUAAACAUGAGAGAUGACGAAAAAAUAUAAUCUGUAAGUGUGAACUCAACUUAUGAAACUAUUAUCGAACGUCCAGAAAUUUGAAAUUAUAUGUUAAUAAAUAUAACCAUUUUUUCAAAUUCUCACUCAUCAAUCAACUAGAGAAAAACACAAUUAACGAUAGCGAUUGGUCCGGUAUUCGUGUAGUAUAUAAUUAUUUAGAAAUUUAUUAUCAAGUCGUCAAUCAGUCACUUGAUACAGUCGAGAGAUGUCACACCUAAAUUGCAAAACCAAUCUGGUAUCGAUGGGAGUCGUACACCAGUCAAAGAAAUUGAGUCGAAUAUUAGAAUUGUGAUUGAAAUAUAUUUUUGGCCAAUCUUUGGAAUUAAACCAAUCACUAAACAAAAAAAAAUAAUGAUCUUUAUUAGUUGAAUGGAUUUAUUGUUAAUCAAUUUGCAGCUGCAAAAUAUUAAAAGCGCCAUAGAUUUGGUAGUAUAGACGGAGAUUAUUAAAUCUCCUGCAUCAAAAAUUGUUACAAUUUGUAGACGAAAGCUUGUAAAAACUACAAAACAAAUAUAAAAAUAUACUAAAUAAAGAUGCAAAUAAAACAAAAUUUCAAUAUACAGAAGAAAAUCACAAUUAAUAACAAAAUGUUAGGUAAUAAUUAGUAUAUGAGUCUAUAGCAAAAUUAAACCAGUAUACAGCAUGCCCGGAAUUAAAUAUUAUUAUUCGAAUAGGAGUUGUUGACAGACUAGAAAGCACUUUCCAGUAAAUAUGCCCUCAAAUUAUUGCGGAAUGCGGAAAAAGAUAAUAUCCAUUUGAUUUCAAUUGGCAAGUGAUUGUACAUUCUUUUGCAUUGUAAUAUAUUGAGCCCUCAACUAAUUCUGAAGUGUAGUAGGUAAAAUAUAUCAUGUUUUCUAAAUACCAGCAGCUGAGUUACUUUUUCAUCUACCAUGAUGCUUCGGCGAAUGAUAUUUGCUCCAAACUUCUGCUAGAAGGGUUCGACAAUGAACAGUGUACUUUUUGAGGUGGUUAAAACAUAAAAAUUUUGCAAUAAUAUAGACGUUUUAACGUUGUAAAGAACAGUGGCCUUGUUUUUAGGGUAAAAAUAAUUUUUUUCCAUAAGCCAUGUGACCACAAAGAAAUAUAAUCUCUUUUCAGUUUCAGUUUCCAAUUCUUCAUUUCAUUUUUAUGCCAUGGUAAAACCUCUUUUUUUUGUUUUAUCAAUAUCAAAAUUUUUAUUUGCCAUUUUAGUCUUCUAUACCAUUAAAUAUAUAACCCGCCGCACAGUUUUGUUAAUAAAUGAUACUAUUUGUUAUAUCAGUUUCUAGAUUUUCUCGAAAAAAGUUUUGCUUUGCGCUUCAAGCUUUUUUUGAAAUUUCUGCAACGAUACCAACAUCUAGUUUCAUUUUCUCAUUAAAUAUUUUAAUACAUAUCUCAUCAUCGUUGAAAUCGCAGACAAUAAUAUCUAGGUAAUAUCGCAAGUAAAAAGAAAAUUUAUUGAACCAAUUCAUAUAUAAAAAGAGUAUUUAUUAUUUGAAAGAACUGUUGUGAUAUCAAUUAGUAAAUACACCACGGGUACUAAUAGGUUGAUACCCUCGGGAGACUUAUGAAUCGUCGGGCCAAAGGCUGUCGCCCUCGGGGCAUAAAAAUCGUACCCUUGAUAGGGUACAUAAAUAACUAUUGAAUUUUUUACAAAAUAAGUACAUCAAUUUUUUGUUGGGCUUAUAUCAUUUUUAGCUUCCAGAGAAAUACUUGAUACCUCUGUUUGUAAUCUUAAAUGUUUUUAACGAUAAAAAUAUGCUAGACAAAUCCACUGCGUUUAACCUCACAAUUCUCCGAUAAAAGAGUGGUUUUCAUGAUAUUUUUUUUCAUAUUUAUUUUAUAAAAUGUUUGCACUGGUUCUGAAUGAAAUUAUAAACAUCAUUUCAAUACUAAUUCCUAAAAAACUUUUAAUUUAGUUUUAAAAAGGGAUUACACGAUUAAUAAAAAUUCUUAUUUAUUAAACUCUUGUAAUAUUUCGAAAUUUAUGUUGUGAAUGUUUGAUUUUAUAAAAAUAAAUGUAUAACGUUUAUUCUUUGUUGUGUACAUUUUUUAAAAAGACCUGGCUGAAUUAACGUCCUGUACAAAUUAGCAAAUAGGUAGAUGAAUCAUUUUUAAAGAUGUUAGUCUUUAAGUAUAUUGUUAUUCUUUUAUUGUUGUUUUGUGUUGAUUUUGUAUUAUAAACACCUCUAUCUUUAAUAUAAAAGUUUCUAAAUA